Molecule: messenger RNA, 3007 nt
Organism: Aspergillus alliaceus
Lineage: Eukaryota; Fungi; Ascomycota; Eurotiomycetes; Eurotiales; Aspergillaceae
Product: U4/U6-U5 snRNP complex subunit PRP6
Exons: 2
Biological process (GO): mRNA splicing, via spliceosome; spliceosomal tri-snRNP complex assembly
Cellular component (GO): catalytic step 2 spliceosome; U4/U6 x U5 tri-snRNP complex
Molecular function (GO): protein binding
Source: RefSeq, a predicted model, not a curated record
UCUCAAUCUUCUUCAUUAGCGUCGCCCAGUCUUUUCUGUAUCUCUCUGGUCAAUAUGGCCUCUGGGCGGAAGGACUUUUUGAGCCAGCCUGCUCCUGAGAACUACGUUGCGGGCCUGGGCAGAGGUGCGACUGGCUUCACUACUCGUUCGGACUUGGGGCCUGCGCGGGAAGGUCCCACGCCUGAACAAAUCCAAGCAGCGCUCGCGAAGAGGGCACAGCUGCUAGGGGCAGCUCCACCGACGGCAUACGGCGCAGGGCGUGAGAAAGGUGGCAAAGAAGACAAAGCUGAGGAAGAGGAGGACGAUGAGCGUUUUCAGGACCCAGAUAAUGAAGUUGGGCUUUUCGCAUACGGACAGUUCGAUCAAGAAGAUGACGAAGCCGAUCGAAUAUACAGAGAAGUGGACGAGAAGAUGGAUAAACGUCGGAAAGCAAGAAGGGAAGCUCGGGAACGCCAAGAACGAGAAGACUAUGAACGUAAAAACCCGAAAAUUCAGCAGCAGUUCGCCGAUUUAAAGCGAUCAUUAGCCUCUGUCUCCGAAGACGAUUGGGCCAACCUCCCAGAAGUUGGAGAUCUGACAGGAAAGAAUAGACGAGCGAAGCAGAAUCUCCGACAACGAUUUUACGCGGUACCGGAUAGUGUUCUCGCUAGUGCAAGAGACUCGACCCAAUUUGAGACCACCGUUACGGACGAUGGCGCUUAUACUGAUGUUCGUGGAGAAGAAGGGGCAGAUGGCACAAUAACAAAUUUCGCAGAUAUCAGUGCUGCUCGUGAUAAAGCCCUUAAAGUCAAGCUUGAUCAGGCAGCAGUAGGCUCAUCUGGGGACUUGGCUUCCGGAAGUGUGACUAGCAUCGACCCAAAGGGUUAUCUUACGAGUCUUACACAGUCUGAGCUCAAAGCUGGUGAAGUGGAGAUCGGAGAUAUCAAACGAGUUCGCGUUUUGCUGGAGUCUGUAACGAGAACCAACCCCAAGCACGCACCUGGGUGGAUUGCACUUGCUCGUCUAGAAGAGCUUGCUGGUAGGAUCGUGGCUGCUAGAAACUGCAUCGCUAAAGGUUGCGAGCUGUGUCCAAAAAGCGAGGAUGCAUGGCUUGAAAAUAUUCGGCUUAACGAAGGUCAUAAUGCCAAGGUUAUCGCUGCAAAUGCUAUUCAGAACAAUGAUCGCUCCACACGACUGUGGGUUGAAGCGAUGAGGUUGGAAUCCGAGCCUCGCGCAAAGAAGAAUGUUCUGAGACAGGCUAUUCUCCAUAAUCCCCAGUCUGUUACCAUCUGGAAAGAGGCUGUCAACUUAGAAGAAGAUCCUGCCGAUGCACGCCUUCUUCUCGCAAAGGCAGUGGAGAUGAUACCACUAUCUGUGGAGCUAUGGCUUGCCCUUGCCCGCCUCGAGACGCCCGAAAAUGCCCAAAAGGUCUUGAAUGCUGCUAGAAAAGCUGUCCCUGCGAGUCAUGAGAUAUGGAUUGCUGCUUCACGGCUACAAGAGCAAAUGGGUACUUUCCAUAAAGUGAAUGUGAUGAAGAGAGCUGUGCAGUCCCUCGCCAGGGAAAAUGCCAUGCUCAAGCGAGAGGAGUGGAUAGCAGAGGCUGAAAAAUGUGAAGAGGAGGGAGCAAUUCUCACUUGCGGUGCUAUCAUCCGUGAGACUUUAGGUUGGGGUCUAGACGAGGAUGAUGAUCGGAAAGACAUUUGGAUGGAUGACGCAAAAGCUAGUAUUGCUAGGGGCAGGUUUGAGACUGCGAGAGCUAUGUAUGCCUAUGCAUUGCGCGUGUUUGUUAACCGCAAGUCUAUCUGGCUUGCAGCAGCAGAUCUGGAGCGCAAUCAUGGCACGAAGGAAGCCUUAUGGCAGGUUCUGGAAAAGGCUGUGGAAGCUUGCCCUCAAAGCGAAGAAUUGUGGUUGCUCCUUGCGAAAGAGAAAUGGCAAACUGGAGAAAUUGAUGAGGCUAGGCGGGUGCUAGGCCGCGCUUUCAAUCAGAACCCCAACAAUGAGGAUAUUUGGCUUGCUGCCGUUAAGCUCGAGGCAGAGGCCCAACAAACAGAUCAAGCUAGAGAGCUCCUUGCAACUGCUCGUCGAGAGGCCGGGACAGAUCGCAUUUGGACUAAAAGUGUUGCUUUUGAGCGGCAACUGGGCAAUGUGGAUGAAGCACUUGAUCUAGUGAAUCAGGGCCUCCAACAAUAUCCGAAGACAGACAAGCUUUGGAUGAUGAAGGGGCAAAUCUACGAGUCUCAGAACAAGUAUCCUCAAGCUCGUGAGGCGUAUGGAACAGGGACCCGGGCCUGUCCCAAGUCUGUUCCCUUGUGGCUGUUGGCUUCAAGACUGGAAGAAACGGCUGGUGCAGUCGUCAAGGCUCGCUCGAUUCUUGACAGAGCUCGUCUUGCUGUCCCUAAGAAUGCUGAGCUUUGGACGGAAAGUGUCCGAGUUGAACGGCGUGCGAACAAUAUCGGCCAAGCCAAGGUAUUGAUGGCCAAAGCAUUGCAGGAAGUCCCAACGUCUGGAUUGCUAUGGAGCGAGAGUAUUUGGCAUCUCGAGCCGCGGGCCCAACGGAAAGCUCGUAGCUUGGAGGCCAUCAAAAAAGUCGAUAAUGAUCCAAUAUUAUUCAUUACAGUAGCGCGGAUCUUCUGGGGAGAGCGUCGAUUGGAGAAAGCAAUGACAUGGUUUGAAAAGGCCAUUGUGUCCGACAGCGAUCUUGGGGACGGGUGGGCUUGGUAUCUCAAGUUCUUAUUGCAGCAUGGUACAGAGGAGAAAAGGGCAGAUGUCAUAUCGAAGUGCGUUUCCACUGAGCCCAAACAUGGCGAAGUCUGGCAAUCGGUGGCUAAAGAUCCUAUUAACGCUCACAAGUCGACUGAAGAGAUUUUGAAGAUAGUCGCAGAGCGACUCUCGUAAGUAAUGAAUAGGCUUGCAGUUCCACCCAUGUUAUAGUACAUUGUAUAUACCUAAAAAUCGUAGAUCAUGGCGUUGGAAGGCGAAGUAGCCUUGAUUAUCUUCAAAUGGUUACCCCCAUCACGAGAUAGAAAUU